UUUGGAUGUUUUUUUUUUUGCUUCUAUUACAUUUACAGAUCAAGGUGUUAGGCUUAUACCCCCCCCCCCUUUCUGAUUUUGUUAAGAGAGAGAGAGAGAGAGAGAGAGAGAGAGAGAGAGAGAGAGAGAGAUUUCAAAACUCAUAUCUAUAUAGAAACAGUGGUAAUAUGGUGUGAACAGAAUGGAAUCCUCUGUAAUUACACUGAUUCAAUCGUUAUAUGUGGGUUAGAAAAUACAGACAUCAUUAAAAAAAAUCGUGCAACACUAUUUGCCUAACUUUCUUACAAGUCUGUAUCCUGUAUAAAUACAGAUUACCAAAUAUGGGUAACCGAUUCAAUCAAGUGACCCUAUCUAAAUGGAUCACAUGAUCAAAAGUCCGUGCAGCAUUCGCGGCAAAAUUGUCUGAGAAAAUGGAGAAUCGAGGUGUAAUGAUGCUUCUAUUAGGGGUGGCGUUAUUUCAUGUACCUGUAUUCUGUGACAGUGACAGUAACAAUUUUCGUUGCAAAGUAUGUGCUGGACAGGUUGGCGUAUUUAAUUGUGCGCGUUUUUCCCAUUGCGUGAUCAUUAAAGGAGGGCAAAUCAAGAUGCGGGAAAUCCGUCUUUUCAGCUGCAAAGUGAAAAUUGUAAGAAUUGGAUGGUCCCAAAUUCAACAUCCGAUCAUUCGAGACAGGAUGUUUAGGAAGUGUGAAGAUGCCCCAAGAAUUUCCCAGCCUGGUGAAACAGUAACUGUUGCCCCAACCAUACAACCCGGUGGAACAUUGAAGAGGACACACGCAAUUUCCCAGCCUGGUGAAACAGUAACUAUUGCCCCAACCAUGCAACUCGGUGGAACAUUGAAGAGGACACACACACGUUCAGUGUUUACCCAAGACGUCCCCACAAAUUCCCAGCCUGGUGAAACAGUAACUCUUGCCCCAACCAUACAACCCGGUGGAACAUUGAAGAGGACACACGCAAUUUCCCAGCCUGGUGAAACAGUAACUAUUGCCCCAACCAUACAACUCGGUGGAACAUUGAAGAGGACACACACACGUUCAGUGUUUACCCAAGACGCCCCCACAAAUUCCCAGCCGGGUGAAACAGUAACUGUUGCCCCAACCAUACAACCCCAUGGAACAAUGAAGAGGACACACACAUGUUCAGUGUUUACCCAAGACAUGAAUGUGCAGGACAACAACAACCUCUUUGAUGAGCCUGGUACUGCAGGUUUCUUCAGUUGGGCACUUGCUACCUCCAUAGCAAUUUUACUUGUGAUAAUCAAAAGACUGUUGUUUCCCAAGUGGAGAUGUCAUAGAUGUUGCAUGAAACCAGCACAACCACAAACAACAGAAUCACUACCACUUGGACAAGUCCCUUUAAACCCUGCAUACAUGCCAGAAGCCAUGAACCUCCUGCACACCCCUCCGUCAUUAGCGUCAACUCCAAGCACGGUAACUUCAAGUGUUCCUGCACUGUCGCCACAGCAUCCCCUGACACUAGCGUCAACCCCAGCCACUGUAACUUCAAGCGCCCCGUUAUUGUCACCACAGAGGGAUAAUGAUCGAGUGUCAGAUAAUACUAGAUCAAAAUCCCUGAAAAAAAAAUUAAUCUUCUAGAAAGAACAAGUAUUUUUGAUUUUUUUUUCGCUGUUUUAUUUUCAUUAGAAAAUGUUGUGACAGAAACCUUCAUUUAAAAAAUGCUUUUGAGAAAGAUGUACUUCUUUUUAAAAUACGGAAAUUUUUUUAAGAUAUGAAAUCUCUUGAUGUGUGAAAUAUGAAUAUUUUGUUUUAACAUAAAGAGAAAAGACAAAGUGUACUCAUGAUAGAAGUUUAGGAGGAGGAUGAUGUACAUUUUUUUUUCACUGGAUUGUUUUUUUUAAAUGGAAGGUAUCUUGACCAUGUAUUGAAUUGAGAGAAAAGAAAUAAGUGCACACACAUGUUAUUUUCUAUUAUGGUUGAAGAGGGAUGAACAUCUUGAAUUCAUUUAAAAAAGUUAGAAGGAUGACUUACUUUUUAAAGUUUGUUUUUUUAUAUUUUAAACUUUGAGAUAUCCGGGCUAUGUGUAAAAGGAAUUGAGAGAAAAGAAAUAAGUGCACACACGUGUGAUUUUCUAUUAAGUUUUGAAGAGGGACGAACAUCUUGAUUUUUUUUAAAAUGAAGUGAGAAGGAUGACUUACUUUUUUAAGAUUUGUUUUUUUUUUAUAUUUUAAAAGUUUGUGAUAUCUUGGCUAUGUGUAAAAUUUGGAUACUUUUUUUACACAGUUUUGGGUAUAUAAAUUCUCUGUUUUUUAUGAUGGUAUUACUUAUUUGAUGUUCAGGGUAUUACUUAUUUUCUUUUUUCUUUUAUUUAGCCUACAGCUAAUUUUUUUAAACGUGUAUGUUUUUUGGUCGAGUUUUUAUAUGCUGUAUUGACUAUUGGUAUAGCAAGUUAUAUUUUGUUUUGUACAAGGUGCCACAUGCGACUGUAUAACAUAUGGUAAUUAUUGUUCCUUGUUAUUAUUCAUUCCAAUUUUUUCCCAAGUAUUGAGAAAAUGACAUGAUGCAAGUUGUUUAUUUUAUUGUUUUGAAUUUAAAUAAAUUCUUAUGUUCAAACAGGCCUUGUUUUUCUUUAUUUAGGUGUGGUAUAAUGAAAUAUUUUAGGACAUCGUUAGAUUUAAUUGAAUUAGUUAUGGUGUAAUCAAGUAUUACAAAACAUUAUCAUUUUUUUGUUUUAGAAUUUUUAAGUUUGCUUGAAUAAGUUAUCAACAUUCUGAAUUUAAUUUAGAAAAUGGCAGACAGCGGUUUAUUGAAAGAAAUCCUUGACUCCUUGAACGACCCAGACACCGUACAGUUCUUUGCAGCAGCCAAUGGUUUGGUCGGUGAUGUCGAGGUCGAGAACCGAUUACAUGAACUCCAAUGGGAAAAGCACAUCAACAACUUGUGGCAAGAGGUUCUGUCUGAUAUGGAAUCUCCUACUAAAAAAAUACGACAUUCCCUCGAUGA
Messenger RNA from Ostrea edulis (European flat oyster), 2960 nucleotides. RefSeq lists its product as uncharacterized. Bases 411 to 1595 code for a protein of 394 amino acids. The transcript is spliced from 6 exons. NCBI's taxonomy places the organism in Eukaryota, Metazoa, Mollusca, Bivalvia, Ostreida, Ostreidae. The record is from RefSeq and is a predicted model, not a curated record.